AUGAGGACAUUGAGCAGCUUAGGGAUCGGUCUGAGCCUGGUUUUCGGGUGUCUGUUCUUCGCCCUGGUCGCAGAGGUCUACUACUUGCUGUGGUGGAAGAAGAGAAUUGCCAACAGGGACCUGCAACUGGGCUACGGCUCCCCCAGGCAGCAACUCCUCCACCUCUUCCGCCUGCGGAAGCGGUCCUCAACGAGGCCCGGCUCUCUGAACCCGCAAGAGUUCUCCGCCGCGGCGGCCAAUGGCAACGCCGCCCUGGAUUCCGGCGGCGGCAAAGAGCUGCUGAUAAAAGGCCGCGGCGUUGAAGAAGGAGCCGAAUCAGAGCUCAUGAGGCUCCACAACCUCGCGGGCCCUCCCAGGUUCCUCUUCACCAUCAAGGAGGAGACCAAGGAGGACUUGGAGUCGGAGGAGGGAAGGUCCAGGGGGGACAACAAGAGCAGGAAGAGCUCGAGAGGGAGGAGCUUGAGCGACAUGCUCCUCGUCCCUGAGAGCCCCUUCCUCACUCCUCUCUCAUCCCCUCCCUUCUUCACCCCGCCAGUGACGCCGAUGGACUGCUACAGCCAGCAGGGAUUCAACCCUCUCUUUGAAUCGUCCAAGGAAGACAACUGGAGCAAGAUGAGGUCCUCCCCGCCGCCCAAGUUCAAGUUCCUCAAGGACGCCGAGGAGAAGCUCUACAGGAAGAUUCUGCUGGAGGAAGCCACGAAGGUGAACAAGACUCAGGGACUCCCUUCUUCCGCCCGCGCCCCUCCUUCGGUGGGCUCGCAGGAAGAUGGAUCCUUCGUCACCAUCAUCGUCAGCAAGAGCAAGGAGCAGCACCAUCACCACUCGAGCUCCUCGCAGGUCACUCCGCUGCCUUCUUCCCCUCCCUCGCUCUGA
Spirodela intermedia is the source of this 873-nucleotide messenger RNA. Lineage: Eukaryota; Viridiplantae; Streptophyta; Magnoliopsida; Alismatales; Araceae. The record is from the annotation of a GenBank genome assembly.